GGAAGCUUGCACAGUGUCAUCAGCCCUGGAUCGAAACUCGGUACGUUCGGGAUUUACACAAGCAUUAUUACCAUGGAAAACCCGGCACGUUUAAAAUGUCCCUGCGAGUUACCCGGCCUUCACCCGACGCCUCAGCGGCUACCAUUUGAGGACAGAAUACCAGCGCUUUGUCGGAACCCACCCCCUCUACAAUGGAUGAGAUAAAAUGCGAGACGGUCGCCAUUUACCGGCCAAGACAGGGCCCUCGGAGGAUCCACAUUCUGAUCUUGGCGGUAGCUUGCCUCAGCGUUGUUUUUUCCCUGGUCAUUCUUAUCAGAUAUGUCCCAUAUGUAACAAGAGAACCGAUUUCAGAAGGUCCCUGCGCUACGAUCCUCUGCGCGUACGGAUCAGUGUGUCGCGAGACGAACAAUCAGGAAGCAGAGUGUUUUUGUUCCGAGGAAUGCCCCGACCUUUUCUCUCCCGUUUGCGGUACGGACGGCGUCACCUACAACAAUGAUUGCUACAUGAAAUCAUCGUCAUGUCGACUGAGGAAGAAGAUUACAGUAGCCUCAUCUGGGCCUUGUGAUUCCACGAGCCUGUGCCAGAACAAGCAGUGCCCGUUUGGCGCCGAGUGCAUGAUCACCCCGGACGGCGCGUCGGCAAAGUGCGUGUGCUCGCAGGAGUGCGACGCGCUGGAGUACAACCCCGUGUGCGGAGGCGACGGGGUGGACUAUCCCAACGAGUGCGAGAUGAAACGGGCUAGCUGUCUGCAACGGAGAGAGAUCCGAAUCAUCUUCCAAGGGAAAUGCAAUCCUUGCGCAACGGCCAACUUUGAUCGUAACGUCGCUUGCAAACUGAACAGGAACCGUCAGCCAAUCGCGGGCUGCGUCUUCGACUGCGAGGAGUUGCCAGGCAACCCUGUCUGCGCUUCGGAUGGUCAGAUGUACGAGUCGGAGUGCCUGAUGAGGAGAGUUGCUUGCCAGUCUCGGUUUGAGCUGUCUGUCCAUGAAGAAAGCUACUGCAUGCCUGGAACAUCCCCGUGUAACAGCUUCCAGUGUGAGUUUGGCAAGUGUAUCUUGAAUCUGGAGGGUAGCCCCACCUGCGCAUGUAUCAGUAGCUGUCCUGACAUCUACGUGCCUGUCUGCGGCGGUGACGGGGUCACAUAUUACAGUAUCUGUCACCUUCAGAAGGAGCAAUGCCUGAGAAGUGAAGCCAUUCAUGUGAUUGCUAAUGGACCAUGCUUAAACCAAUCAGAAGGCUUGUGCAGUUCUGUCCGUUGCGCCUAUGGUGCCAUAUGCCUGGUAGUCGAUGGUAGCCCUACGUGCUCAUGCGAUAGGAUGUGUACAGAUGAGGACAGCCCGGUUUGUGGCACCGACAAAAUGACGUACGGUAAUGCGUGCUUACUGAAACAGGCUGCGUGUGAACAACAGAAGGAUAUUCAAGUCGAGCUAGAGGGUCUCUGCAAUGGCUGCGAGUUCUACAACUGUGAGUUUGGCGCCAUCUGUGAGAUGGGAGCAAAGGGUCCCCAGUGCGUCUGCCCGGAGGAGUGCGUCGAUUUCGACUCGCCGGUCUGCGGUUCGGAUGACGUCACUUACCCCAACGAGUGCGAGCUCAACGUGCAGGCCUGUAAACGACAAGAAGUGAUCACUGUGGUAUCACAGGGUGAAUGCGUUGAGUGUGAGGGAGUCAAGUGUGAGUACGGUUCCAUCUGCAACCGUGGCCAGUGUAGCUGUCCAACAUGUGCGGAUGUGCAGCAGAGAAUCUGUGGUACCAACCAGGUUACCUAUCAGAGCGUGUGUCAUCUCAGAGCUGAGAUGUGUAACGAGAGAAUCCGGAUUGCGGUGGCGUUUGACGGUCCCUGCGAAGAUAGUGCUGAAAUAUCUGGUUCGGGUGCGGGCAACGACACCGAUGUGGAUCAAGAAGGAGGCGACGGGGACCGGUUAGACUACACCCGAGAGUGCGACGAAGCCAUGUGUCAGUUUGGCGGGACCUGUGAAUUCAUGACCAACGGGAACUCCUACUGCUCCUGCAUAAUGAACUGCCCGGCCACGCGGUUACCGGUGUGCGGGUCAAACCAGGUCACAUACGGCAGCGAAUGCUUGCUAAGAGAAGCGUCUUGCGAACAGCAGAAACCCAUAUAUGUCGAGAGCCAAGGAUCCUGCGAAGAUGUUGAGAUGGAGCCCUGCGACGGGGACAAUCCUCUUCUGGUUCCCAACACCAUGGAGGAGUAUACCUGCUCGGAGCAAGGCGAGGAAUGUCCCUCCGGCAGCUACUGUCACAUCCAUCCGCUCCGCAAGUUUGCAGUCUGCUGCCCAGUUACCAGAGAGCAAACAUCGCCCCCUGGCUGUGAGGAUACCAUGUAUGGUUGCUGUCCCGACGGAAUCACAUCUGCCCAGGGAUUCAAAGAAGCCGGGUGUCCGAGCCAUUGCGACUGUAAUGAUCUUGGCUCCUAUUCGCCGGUCUGUAACCCUAGCAACAAGCAGUGCCCGUGCAAGCCGGGUGUCGGCGGGAAAAAAUGCGACAGGUGUGAGCCAGGAUUCUGGGAUUUCCGCGGAAUACAGAACGGCAAUAUUGGAUGCAGACCAUGCGGAUGUUCCAAAGGAGGCUCAGCCCGUGAUGACUGUGAACAGAUGCUGGGCAAGUGCAUGUGUAAAGGCAAAGCUAUGGGCAUGAAGUGCGACAUGUGCCCAAAAGGAAUGGUGCUGGGUGCCGCUGGCUGUCAGGAAGUCGUAGACGUAGAUGACUCUUCCAAUCUAUGCGAGCAGCUGCAAUGUCGCUAUCACGCCGCCUGCCAGUUCACUGCCGGGCUCGCCACCUGCGUCUGCCCAAGCAAUUGCACCACGGAGUUUGAGCCCGUCUGCGGAUCCGACGGUCAGACCUACGGCAACGAAUGCCAGAUGAAGGUGUUUGCAUGCCGAUUGCAGCGAGACAUUCGGCUGUAUGCUAGAGGAAUCUGUAAUUCUAUCAUCAUGACACCCAUGACGAUAUCCCAAGAAUGUCUGGAUUCGGAGUUUGGUUGCUGUGACGAUGGAGAAACACCCAAGAAGAAUCCCGAAGGCGCAGGAUGCCCGUUGAUGCCAGGCAUGACAACUGCAUCAGUGGUACCCAGCGUGCGACCAACGCCAUCAGCACCCAUCAAGCCUCAGCCUAGCGAUGCAAGCGACACCUCAACAGACUCUGCCGUUGAAGUAACCACCCUUCCCUCACCCCCUGUUGAGGUAUCCUCAGUUUCCGCAUCUCCCUCCGAGGUGACAACCCUCUCCUUACCUUCCUUAGAUACAAGAAGUUAUACCUCUCCCCAGUCUGAUGCCAUCACCCUCCCUUCACCACCUCUACAAACCUCCAGCCAGCAGGUUAUGACAAAGCCAGCUGAGGUAGAACCUAGCACAGUCAAAUUAAGUAGCUCCUCAAUGGGCACGAGCAAGGCAAGCGAGUCUGUAUCCAGGACAAGUGAAGCAUCAUUGGAAAGCAGCUCAGCAGUGACACAAUUAGCAUCAGCAUCUUCAUCUAAGUCUAGUAUGCCAGACUCUGAGUCGAGCACAUCAGUCUCAGAAACAGGCAAGCCUGUUGCUGAGACAAGCAUGCCUGAAUCUCAUACAAUGCCUAUCUCCAAACCCAGCACAAGUGCCUCUGAAGCUAGCUCAUCAGCCUCCCAGACUUCCAUGCCUGUCUCCGAGACAACCAUACCUGUCUCCAUGACAACCAUGUCCGUCUCCAUGACAACCAUGCCUGCAUCCCAGUCUAGUCUUCCACCCUCCCAGAGCUCUUCCAAGAUGAUGCCUCUCUCCAGUCCCAAGCCCGAAAUCUCAGAAUCCUCUCCUGCAUCCUCCCCAUCUACCCCAUCCAUGGAACCCUCUACAAGUCAACAUCUUCCCUCAACUUCAGCUUCUUUACCAUCCAUCCCCAAGACAACUUCCCCACCCAUGAUGGCUGGUAUGACACCUGAAGAGACCAAACCAAUGCCACAGCCUCAGAUGCAGACUCUAACCACCCAGUUUCAAGCCAGUCCGACGGACCCAACCACAGUUAUGCCUCGCAUCACUACAGAGAGUAUACCAGAGUUGACGACACAACAGAAGCAAACAACGGAGCCAGUGCCCAUCUCUAUUUGUGAGAUGACCCCUUGUCUUCAUGGAGGAACCUGCUUGGAGAAAGAGUCGGCUCCUAAGGGGUAUAUCUGCAUCUGUCCUGUGGGAAGGGGCGGGCCAGUCUGCGAAGAAGCGGUGACGUUCCAGUCUCCAUCUCUGUCCGAGUACUCCUAUCUGGCCUUCCCUAAGAUACGAGCCUUCUUCGAUUUCGAAAUCACUUUGGAGUUCCAAGCUGAGGCAGACCCUGAAGGUCUUCUUCUCUUCAACGGUCAAGACGAUGUUGAGAACAACGACUAUGUUUCCUUGGCUAUCGUCAAUGGGUCUGUUGAGCUAAGGUACAAAGUUGUACACGAGUUUGACCUCGGAUCCAGCGACGCUGUCGUCAUCAGAAGCACUGUGCAGAUUCAGCCCCUUCACUGGUUCACAGUGCGGGCUACCAGGGACAGGCGUGAUGGUACUCUCAGCGUGGAUGGCGAGACACCAGUGAAAGGAGAAAGCAGCGAUAGGUCGAUCGGUUUGUCUGUGACCCACGACCUCUUUGUUGGCGAUGUGCCAGAGGAUAAAGAAGCGAUUUAUAAAGUUGCCGGUACCACCAAGGGCUUUGUAGGAUGCAUAGGUUACCUGGAAGUCAAAGGUAAAUCCUUAAAGGUCUACCAUCCCGGUGGCGACAUCCUCUACGGAGCCAACAUCGGCGAAUGUGGCAAUGACCCGUGUGUGUCCAUGCCGUGUCUCAACAACGCCACGUGCGCCCCGACCAAUGCUGAACAGUUUGAAUGCGACUGCAUGGGCGGUUUUGUGGGUCCUCUAUGCGGUGACGUCUUUGUAGAUCCAUGCGAGGGCAAUAUGUGCUUCACUGGCUCUACCUGCACAUCGUUACCAGAGGGCGGUUACAGGUGCGACUGUCCAAUGGGAUGGCGCGGUGACAUGUGUGAUAGGCAAAAUAAACCGGAACCCGGUGGCCCGUUCAUUCCCGGUUUCGACGGCAACUCUUACCUUGAGCUGCCUAGUCUGAUGGCCCCGCGUCACAUUACGGUCGAAAUGGAAUUCCUGGCGACCGAACCAAAUGGCAUGCUAUUCUACAACGGGCAGAGUACCAAUGGCAGAGGCGACUUCAUCUCUCUGAACUUAAUGGACGGAUAUCUGGAAUUCAGAUACAAUCUUGGAUCCGGAACUGCCAAAGUCAAGAGCCCCGAAAGAGUCACCCUGAAUGAAUGGCAUCGUGUGGAGGCCACGCGAAUGAACAUGGACGGCAUGCUGUACUUGGAUGGACAGAUGGUUGCUAAGGGAGAAUCCUCAGGAUCAGCAAAGCAGCUGAAUCUCAAAAAGAGUCUGUUCAUUGGAGGCACUGACAACUUCUCUCAGUUCUCUCGGAAGGCGGGGAUUACCGAUGGCUUUGUGGGCGGCAUCAAAAUGUUUGCUGUCGACCGCGAAGAGAUUCCUGAUCUGGUUGAAGCCUCAAUCAGUCAAGCCAACAUCCAGGGCUUCGUUGAGCAUCCCUGCGUCGGUCGGCCCUGCAUGCCUACUUACAUCUGCCUGCCAGAGGGCGAGAGCUACUCAUGUGUCUGUCCUGCAGGGAUGGAGGAAAUGGAUGAGCGAUGCCUUUCCAUGGAAACAUCCACGGCUAGUGGAGAUGAUAUGAUGGUUAAGAAUCCAGCCACGGAGAGGCAGGAUACCAAUGCACCGGUGUCCUUCGACGGGCAGAGUUACUUCAGUUAUCCCAACAUAGCAACGCAAACCAAAAAAGCACAGAUGACAAACAUCAUCAAGCUGCGGUUCCGGACAUCACAGCAAACUGGCUUGAUGCUGUAUAACAGCGUAAACAGUCGCAGCGGCGACUUUGUCGCUGUUGCCCUAAUAGACGGCAGAGUGGAGUUUGCUUAUAACCUCGGAGCCGGUGUGAAAAGAAUCGCAUCUGCCUUAUCAGUCAGUGACGACCAGUGGCAUACUGUCAUUGUGUCAAGAACACAACGUGAGAGCAGUAUUCAAGUAGACGAUGAAGCGCCCUCACUAGGCACAUCCAAGCCAGGGGCGUCAUUCUUGAAUACGGAUGGAAUCAUGUGGAUUGGCGGGCAUUCAAGUCUCCAAUCCAACGUUCCGUUUGAGUACAGAACGGGUUUUCAAGGCUGCAUAACGGAGGUGGAGUUGGAAGAGAACAGUCUACAUCUAUACGACGACGCAAGAGAGGAUAAACCAUCGUCAUUCUGUGACUACCCUGAGGCAUAGCACAAAGCACGUUAGAAACAUUUGAAGGAAAGAGGUGUUUUUAUGAAGACAAAAAUAGUCACAAGUUGUACAUGUGUGUCAUAAGGCCUUCUCACACUAUCAGUUCGCCUACCCGAGAAAAACAUGGAUCCACCAUGAGCGAAACUUGGUACGACUGAAGAUGAGUUGACAUUGCAUAAUACACCAUAAUGUACACAGGUCGACUGUAGAUGUUGGAUUUUGUACCUGGUUAAAAACACUCAACCUUUGUCCCAACCAUUUCGUACGUGAAGAGUGCUGGACCUGUGUAGAAACUGUGUUGAUUCUUGCUAGGGUAAAAGGUGGUGCGGUAAUCUCUGGGUUUGACCGCGGUCUUACACUGAGAUUUUGGAUAGUGUGCAAGGCCUUAUAGGUUUAUGCUGCGAUAUAAGUAAUGGUGCCCAAUUUUGAUGUUUGUAUUGGCUUUCGAUUCACAAAUGCACUAGAUGUUGUAACUCAUCUCCAAUUAUUUUGAUGCAGGAAAAUGACAAACCGUAGAAUGUUGUUCAUUGUCACAGGUAAUGUGACAUGAAACACUGAUAUGAAACACUGAUAUGCACCUUGUAAUCCGCACCCUCCGUUUUUUUGUAAAGUUACUAGAAUAUUUAUGUUGAUUACUUUUGUAUUGACCAAUGUGUAUAGCAACCUUAGUACUUAAAUAUCAAAGCAGUUGUAGAUUUGUACAGUACAACUGCCCCUUGAAUUUCUUUUUUUAUUAUAAAAUUGUCCACAAUGGUGAAGUGGUGUAUUUGAGUGACCAUUGACGAUUGAAUUAUUGAAGUGGAUUGAUCAUGACCAAAAAUCUACACAGUAAACCACUGAUUUGAACUUUUAAUUUUUUUUAACCAAAAGUAUUUUCUUAAAAAAUGUGGUGCUUUUGACGUAAUGUAUAUUUUAAGCUGGAGAAACAAGAGAUAGAGAAAUCACUUAAUUCAACAAGUAGAAAGGAAACGAUAUUUCUGAUGUUUUGUCCGAGUAACUCUUAUGGAAACUUUAAGAAUAUUUUCUAGGUAUGUUUUGCAAGACUGAUUUUUAACUUCAUUUAGUCAAUCAACUUUUCUGAUGAAUAUUAAUUUGUUGUGCGACAUUUGAAUUUUUCUUACAAAUAUCCUGAAUUAGCAAUAUAAAACAAAAAAUACAUUGAGUUUCUUUUCUAUCUGUAAAUGAUUUUUAAUUUCCGUUUGACUUUUAUUUUUUUUUAAUAUGUGCUAAUUAAAAUUGGGUAAUUUGAAUACAUAUCUCCACAUUAUAUCAUACAUUUUUAUCAGCAGAACGAAAAUAUUUAAAGUUCAUUUAUCUUGCACCACAGUCUUUAAAACAAAGAUACUCCACAUCAGUCAUUUUUUUUCUAUUCUGUAGUUUGGUGCAUUUUAAUUGAGCACUACAUGGCCACUAAUCAGUUAAAAGAAUGAUUUGAUUUUAAGGAUUUUUAAAUGUGCAUAGUGCAGACUUAACAUUUCGAGUGAUUAAAAAAAAGGUUGACUACGUGUAUCACUUUAAAUUGUUGUAAACAUAAGCAAUUUUCACUGUCCAAGAAAUGUACAGCAAUAAGCUUUUUUAUAUGUAGUGUAGUUUGUACGUCCUCUGUCUUUUAGCUAGCUAUGUCUUUAUUCACAUUUAUGUACACAAUAGGUUUAUUUAAUAUUUAUUUGAAUGCUGUUUUUUUUAAAGCAGACAAAUCUUUCAAUUGACCAUUGUGAACGCAAUGUUAUUAUUGUGAGAAUUACAGGACCGGGAUCGUCUUUCUAGAAACUCGACAGACUGAGUUUGUAUUGAAAUCUUGAAGUUAAUACAAUUUGCUACACAAGAUAACACAACACACCCUGUAUUGUAAUAUACCUACUUAUCGUUUUGCAGAGUUUCAAUUCGUCUUAUCAGUGAUGAAUAAUACCAAAUUUGGCCUUAGUCUGCGCUACGGUGGUGAAAUAGCUCAGCAGUCAUAAACACUUUCAACUGGAUAGGCCAAGUUGUGUCUUCCUGAUACAUCACAUUAGAAAACGUAUAAGUGUUGUUAACAUUGGUGUCAGCGGUGGGAUGCGCGCUUAAAUAUACGAGAACUCAAGAGGGCAGUUCCUGCUAUCAAUGACACAGUCGAUCUUGUCUUUGUAAUGACAUACAUACUGUACUAUGCAUUUACUGUAGCCGGCAUACCGAAGCAACUUCUUAUUUUUUUUUUGGUACUAAGCAUGUAGACAUAUCCGUUUUCGCGCUCAGCGAGCAGUUAUCAAGUUUAUCAUUAUUUAUAUAUUGUGUAAACUAUUUAAAACAGUGCGAUGGAUCCAUUUCGUCCACUUUUCGUGGAACACUCGCACUCAAUCUUGUUAUUUCUAUGUAUAACAGAAAUUAUGCAAAAAAAUCGAUUUCUUUAAAAAGUCAAUAUGAAUUUAAAGCAAAGGCUGUCUGUUAUUUUGUACAUAGUCAAUUCAUUGUAGAAAACCAAGGUAUUCCAAUAAAAUCAACUUAACAAAAA
This is a messenger RNA of Patiria miniata (bat star), 8778 nucleotides long. RefSeq names its product agrin-like. Gene Ontology annotation, molecular function: calcium ion binding; protein binding. Bases 192 to 6290 code for a protein of 2032 amino acids. Lineage: Eukaryota; Metazoa; Echinodermata; Asteroidea; Valvatida; Asterinidae. The record is from RefSeq and is a predicted model, not a curated record. The transcript is spliced from 31 exons. Gene Ontology annotation, biological process: cell differentiation; multicellular organism development.